Molecule: messenger RNA, 2527 nt
Organism: Doryrhamphus excisus (bluestripe pipefish)
Lineage: Eukaryota; Metazoa; Chordata; Actinopteri; Syngnathiformes; Syngnathidae
Product: potassium voltage-gated channel subfamily A member 3-like
Biological process (GO): protein homooligomerization; potassium ion transmembrane transport; action potential
Cellular component (GO): membrane; voltage-gated potassium channel complex
Molecular function (GO): delayed rectifier potassium channel activity; protein binding
Source: RefSeq, a predicted model, not a curated record
UCGGAACCACCUGUAUGGACCACCGGGACUCGGGCGUGCUUCUCUCACCUGUGUCCUCCAGGCGCCAGCAGCUGAGCGAUGACGACGAGGGCGACAUGACAGUGGAGAACAUGCCGGAGGAGACAGCCGUGCUCUCGGCUCCACACCACCUGUCCGUGGGUCGCUACGAGCUGGGCCGCCAGGCUGGAUGCUGCGAGCGCGUCGUCAUCAACAUCUCGGGCUUGCGCUUCGAGACGCACCUGAAAACUUUCAACCUGUUCCCGGACACGUUGCUGGGGGACCCCAGGAAGAGGAUGCGCUACUUUGACCCCCUCAGGAACGAGUACUUCUUCGACCGGAACCGACCCAGCUUUGACGCCAUUCUCUAUUACUACCAGUCCGGGGGGCGCAUCAGGAGACCUGUUAACGUCCCCAUUGAUAUUUUCUCCGAGGAGAUCAGGUUCUAUCAACUCGGUGAGGAUGCCAUGGAGAAAUUUCGAGAGGAUGAAGGCUUCAUUAAAGAGGAGGAGCGCGUCUUGCCUAAAAACGACUUCCAAAAGCAGAUCUGGCUCCUGUUCGAGUACCCGGAGAGCUCCGGUCCAGCUCGGGGCAUCGCUAUUGUCUCCGUGCUCGUCAUCCUUAUCUCCAUAGUCAUCUUCUGCAUGGAGACACUGCCUGAGUUCCGGGACGAGCGAGAGCAAGCCGAUACUCGGACUCGCACUUUGAACACCACUGGUCACCUUUACGCACCGAGUCCUUUCACGGACCCUUUCUUUGUCAUCGAAACCCUGUGCAUUAUCUGGUUCUCUUUCGAGCUCUUGGUGCGCUUCUUCGCCUGCCCCAGUAAGACCAGUUUCUCCAAAAACAUCAUGAACCUCAUCGACAUUGUGGCCAUCAUUCCGUACUUCAUCACUCUGGGCACCGAGCUGGCGGAAACGGAGACCAACGGGGGCCAGCAGGCUAUGUCCCUCGCCAUUCUCAGGGUCAUCCGCCUUGUGCGCGUUUUCCGCAUUUUUAAGCUCUCACGUCACUCAAAGGGUCUCCAGAUCCUGGGGCAGACUCUCAAGGCCAGCAUGAGGGAGCUGGGUUUGCUCAUCUUCUUCCUCUUCAUAGGGGUCAUACUCUUCUCCAGUGCGGUGUACUUCGCUGAAGCGGACGACCCGACCUCCAGCUUCAACAGCAUCCCCGACGCCUUCUGGUGGGCGGUGGUCACUAUGACUACGGUGGGCUACGGGGACAUGCACCCGGUGACCAUCGGUGGCAAAAUCGUCGGCUCUCUGUGCGCCAUCGCCGGCGUGUUAACCAUCGCUUUGCCGGUUCCUGUCAUCGUGUCCAACUUCAACUACUUUUACCACCGGGAGACCGACGGGGACGAGCAGCCUCUGUAUACGAACACCGGAAGCUGCGACCACAUCCCCGGUGCGGAAGCGCUACAACCGCGGGGGUCUUGCGCCUCCUCGACCGUCGUCAGGGGCGACUUUGCCGGCCUGGAGGAGAGCGUCAAGCGGGUCAACUUGAGCCCUGAAAACAGCCAGAACUGCGUUAACAUCACCAAGAUCUUCACGGACGUGUAAAUAUGACCCACAUUGAACAUGUGUGGCGGAAAAAAGUAGCAACUUUUAUUUUUUUAAACCGACUGUCCUCCAUAUCUGCACUAAUACACUAAAUAUUCACUUUUAACAGGACUCAUUUAGCCUUUUUUUUAAAUGUAACUUAUAAUUUUUUAGUAUUUUUCUAAAUCCGUAUUAUUCUUCAUACUCAUAACUUUUACAUGUUCAAGUAUUAUUCAAAAACUUUAAAAAGUGGACAUAUUUCCCUGUUGCCUAUACAUAUCUUGAUGUUCAAAUGUAUUGAUUGGCAGGCCACUUCAAUGUAAUGCAGGGGGUUUUCCAAGUGGGAGGCGCAGUAGCUUGAGAAAAACAAAGAAAAACAUUCCUAAAACCAGCUAACUUUGGUUAUACCCCGAGUACAAGAGGGUUUAUUUCUGUUUUUUUUAGGUGAAACUUUGAAAACCGCUACUCGGGUGGGAUCUAUUACAAGCGUGUUAUGGAAAUAUCAGCCUUUAAAAAGAUAAUAAUGCUCACUUUUCAUUGUGUUAUAACAAUGUGUUUGUUAAAAAUGGAGAACGCCACUGUUUCGAAUAUUUUAGUUACUAUUGCACAGGCAUAUAAUGAAAAAAAAACUACAACUUUGACUCAGUAUUGGGUGACGGUCUGCCUCAACCAGUUGCAUUAUGACUAUAAUAUAACUAUCAUGACAGUGUAAAGAUUAUUAUCUUUGUAAAGACAGAUGUUUUCUCAUUCGACUGCCCAUGUUGUGUUCAGUGUGCGUUGUCUACUAUAUACGCUAUAUAUCUCCAUGAGUCAAAUCGUCCGUCUUGAGAUUUGAUAUUGUCAAGUGAUUAGAGACAUUUGUAUAAACAGCCUGUUGAGAUGUUGACAUUAUUAAUCAGGUAUCAAAUACACUUGAGUGCUGUAUAGAUGAUCAUAUAAUUUUAAAGUCUUUACAUUCAGAGUUGCCUAUAUAUAUAUAUAGACUAUGGUAAAUA